Molecule: messenger RNA, 675 nt
Organism: Adineta ricciae
Lineage: Eukaryota; Metazoa; Rotifera; Eurotatoria; Adinetida; Adinetidae
Source: the annotation of a GenBank genome assembly
AUGAGCAGCAAUAAAGGCAGCGCUUUAUCUCGUAUGUUCGGUGGUUCAUCCAAAGGUGGAAAAGUUAAGACUGCGCAAACUCCGCAAGAAGCAAUUCAACAGCUACGCGAUGUUGAAGAUGUUCUAAACAAGAAAGUCGAACAUUUAGAAGCGAGAAUCAAUGAAGAAACAGGAAUUGCUCGUCGUGAUGCACGAACAAAUAAACGGAAUGCAUUAAAUGCUUUAAAACGAAAGAAACGAUUGGAAAAGACGUUACAACAAAUCGACGGAACGUUGACAACCCUCGAAUAUCAACGCGAAGCUUUACAAAAUGCCGCAAUGAACGGUCAAGCAUUUACCGCACUUCAAAGUGCGACAAGUGCCUUGAAAAACGUGCACAAAGAAUUAGAUGUCGACAGCGUUCAAGAUAUCAUGGAUGAAUUAGCAGAGCAACAUGAAUUGUCGAAUGAAAUUGCCAAUGCGAUUUCCAGUCCAGUUGGAUUUGGUGCUGAUAUCGAUGAACGGGAAUUAGAAGAUGAAUUGGCUCAACUUGAGCAGGAAGCACUUGCCGAACAAAUGACAAAAGUGAACUUACCAUCAGUUCCGGCACAUCCUCUUCCAACUUAUGCACAACCAGCAGCACCGAGUAAGGCAAAGAAUGAUCAAUUGGCUGAAUUAGAAAAAUGGGCUUCGUAA